Messenger RNA from Pseudogymnoascus verrucosus, 2017 nucleotides. RefSeq lists its product as uncharacterized. The record is from RefSeq and is a predicted model, not a curated record. Gene Ontology annotation, molecular function: ATP binding; tryptophan-tRNA ligase activity. The transcript has 3 exons. The coding region runs from base 128 to 1558 and encodes 476 amino acids. Gene Ontology annotation, biological process: tryptophanyl-tRNA aminoacylation. Lineage: Eukaryota; Fungi; Ascomycota; Leotiomycetes; Thelebolales; Thelebolaceae. Gene Ontology annotation, cellular component: cytoplasm.
UUUAUCCCACGAAAGGCACCACAAGUCCAGAAAAUCCCCUCAAAGCCGGCUGAACGAAUACGAACAACUGCAAAUACUACUGCAAAAUUUACUCUAGGUCAAUUUUGCAUAAUUGCGACUGUACGAAAUGGCCGAAGCCGAAGCACCAACUUCUCCCGAAAUCGCUGCGGUGCUGCCCCCAACCCACGCGAACAAACAGCAAAUCGAUCCUUGGAACGUGAAGGGCGAGGUGGGAGCUGAUGGAAUAACGAAGGCUAUCAACUAUUUGAGUUUGGUCGAGGAGUUUGGCACAAAACUGUUGGCGGAUGAUGGGAUACUCGAGAGAUUUGAGAAAGUGACGGGGCACAAGCCACAUCGCUUCAUGAGGAGAGGGAUUGUCUUCAGUCACAGAGAUCUGAACCUCAUUCUUGACCGAUAUGAGCGCGGCGAGCCCUUCUUCUUGUAUACUGGACGAGGCCCUAGCAGUGAUAGCAUGCACAUUGGUCACACUGUUCCCUUUGAGUUUACAAAAUGGUUACAGGAUGUCUUCCAAGUGCCUCUUAUUAUUAUGAUGACAGACGACGAGAAAUACCUCUUCUCCGAGAAGCGCACGAUAGAAGAAGUCCAAUCAUACACUAGAACCAAUGCGGCGGAUAUUAUCGCCGUAGGAUUCGACAAGAAGAAGACGUUUAUCUUCAGCGAUUAUGACUACAUGGGAGGAGCCUUUUACCGCAAUGUUACUCGCAUAUCGAAGCAUGUCACAUUGAAUGUUGCUCGCGCAGUUUUUGGAUUCAACGACAGCUCGUGCAUCGGCAAGAUUCACUUCGGUGCAGUGCAGGGUGCCACUUCAUUCGCAUCCUCGUUCCCACACAUCUUCGGAACUGAUGAGACAAAGACCCAUCAGAUUCCGUGCUUGAUCCCCUGCGCCAUUGAUCAGGAUCCAUACUUCCGUUUAACACGAGAUGUGGCCUCUCGCCUCCACUUCGCAAAGCCGUCCCUCAUACACGCUAGGUUCCUCGAUGCCCUGCAGGGCCCUGGCACGAAGAUGAGCGCAAGUGUUGAUACAAGCGCGAUCUUCAUGAAGGAUACACCAAAGCAGAUCAAGACCAAGGUCAACAAAUACGCGUUCUCGGGCGGCAAGGUUUCGGAAGCGGAGCAUCGUGAGCAGGGAGGCGACACCGAUAUGGACGUUGCAUACCAGUACCUGACGUUCUUCCUUGAGGAUGAUGAAGAGCUAGAGAGGAUUAAGAUUGCGUAUCAAAAGGGGGAGCUGCUAACAGGAGAGCUGAAGGCGCUAUGCAUUGCCGAGCUGGAGAAGUAUGUGUUGGGCUUCCAGGAGCGUCGCUCGGUUAUCGAUGACGCUGUGAUUGACAGUUACAUGGCAAUCAGGCCGCUGGAGUGGACAGGCAACCCAAACCCCAUUGCAGCCGCCGCUCCAGCUGAGGGGUCGUCUGCAGCUGCUGGCGAGUCGGUUGAUGGCGUACCGAAACUCACCAAGAACCAGGAGAAGAAACUGGCCAAGGAAAAGAUGAUUGCGGACAAGAAGGCAGCGAAGGAGAAGGAGAAGCAGCAAGCAUGAGGGAAACACAACAUGGUGAAAUUUAUGAAUGAUGAUGUAGCCGGGUGAAAGUACAGUACAUAGAGAUGUCGCCCGUGGAGAAAAAAUGAAUACCAUCAGGCCGUUGGCUCCAACAAUAUAGAUGGCGCACAGUGGAUCGACGUUACCGUUGGUCGCUCGUGUCGCUCAUGUCGCCCAUAUUUUCCUACAAAUGAUUUGGAUAGCCUCGUCAGCUGAAAAGAAGAGUUUCACAUUCGGACCCCAAGAGCGGCCUUUUAAGGGGAAAGCUGAUGUGUCUCAGCCCUACCUUACGUACUGGAUAGCGGCAGAUGGCGACGGGAAGAACUGAUUGGAGUGUCGCGUAACCAAAGGAUUCAGUGGUGUAAGUGGCACCCUGAAAGAUGUACCCGUACCUCAAACUUUUGCCCCACCACGGGUCACUCCCGAUCAGAGCUGACCCUCAAAUCAUCAUAGACCCCU